AUAUCCGAUGUGGUAACUGGCCAAGAAUUCGCUAAUUUUAAGCAAGAAUAUUACAAAAGUAUGCAAGACCUGGAAAUGUUUCAGAAUAUUUUGAAAUCUCUUCGAUAUGAAAUGAACGAGAUCUCUCAAGAAAUAAAUGAUCGAGUUACUUAUACAGAAUUUCAAAAGACUAAAGGUUUAAUUCUCGGUAUUUCAGUUGAGACAAGCCUUUAGAAAACAAAGAAGACUAUACAAUGAAAAUAAAGAAUUUUUAUAAAUUUUGCAAGGAUUUUGUAAAGUGGGAAGAACUAUCCGUGUUUCAGAAAGAAGUAGAGGAAUACAAAAAUUCACAGGCAGAUAAUGCUAAAUAAGUUUGAGCUACAUGAUUCCUACAAGGAUUUAAAGGAAGAGAUCAUGCAAGAAUUUACCAAUUAUAGCUUAGCCUCGGACUGUGACAAGCAGAUCCUUAAUUUAGAGUUAAAAAUUCAGAAAUAGCAGCAUUAACUUUGAAGAAACACAAAAAGAUUACUCGAAAUGCCUAGCAACAAUUACUAAAAACCACACACUCAGCCUGGAACACACAGACAAAGAAAUCUCAAAAAUCCAGUCCAAUCUCCACACUUUAGAGGCAGAGCAUCUUAAGAAAAUAGAGUUCAUUAGGUUUAAGGAACAGAUACUCCCGAUGAUAGAUUCGGCCAAGGACGUAGCUGAAAACAGCAGAAUGAGAUGUGAAGCCACAGACAGGAUCAUCAGGAGGUUUGAUGAGAACAUAUGACAGAAAUCUUCUAAGCAUGAAAUGUUGAUCGUUAAAGAAGCUAUUGAAAAUAUUCAAGGGUUUAUUGAUGAUGUCAAAGAUGAAAUCAAUACACUUCAUGAUGAUACAGAGGAAAUUAAAUUAAAGAGAGAGAAGGAUAUCAAAAAUUUUAAUCGAGAUAUUGAUAAAAUACAUUCCUAUAUCUUGGAUGAACAGGAGAAAAAUCUUAAAAAAUCCGAAAGAAAAAUUUUCUCCAAGCUAGGAACUCACUUAAUUAGCCGUCCUGAGUUUGAAGCUAGGCUUGGCCUCAAAGUUGAUCAAUAUAAACAUGAGGAGAUAGGAGAAAGAAUUGAUAAAGAAUGAGUAAACCACACCGAUCUAGAGGAAUUUCACAAAAAGAUCAUCUCACUCUAUCCUCUUUAACGAAAUUCGAGCGAUGCAAAAGAACCUCACCAAACCCAGGCCAGGACUAACCUCAUCCUCCUUCUGUAUCCGAGCUCUAAAAUCCAGCCGCUCUAGCAGAUCCCUCAGAAAAUCCCUGAAAUCCCCUCUGAAAAUACUCGGGUCUGAACUAAAAAAAAACCUUCCUUCAAAACAAAAGAACCCUAAACGUCUGAUCAGCAUCCGUUCUCCUCUCGGCGAAGCCCCCAGAACCACUUCGAGACAUCUCCAUAAAGAAAGAAGUCCAGUAAAGAAGCAGAGUUCAUGCGUGAUCUCUGCAGAAGUCAACAAGAACUAAAUAUUUAAACUGUGGGCGGAUC
This is a messenger RNA of Moneuplotes crassus, 1494 nucleotides long. NCBI's taxonomy places the organism in Eukaryota, Ciliophora, Spirotrichea, Euplotida, Euplotidae. The record is from the annotation of a GenBank genome assembly.